AUGUCUUUAAUGCCGCUGGAAAAAGAAUCUUCGCUGGAGUUUCUCUUUAGCAACCCAGUAGCUACCGCCUUGUCAGAAACAUAUGGCUCCUUUUCAGAACGGAGGGCAGCGCUAGGCCUAUCGAAUCCGGGGACAGUUGAGAACAUUGCGCGGGAGGUUCAGCGCGAUGUCCUCCUUAAUAAUUACACCUUCUCUGGCCUGAGGGCGGAUCUCACAAAGGCUUUCAGCAUGGCUCCACUAUUCCAGGUCUCUCAUGCAUUCUCCAUGGGAUCACAAGGGCUGCCGCCAUACACAUUUGCAGCCCUAUUUGGCACCAAUAAGAUUUUUAUGCAAGGAAAUGUCGAUAACGAAGGACAACUUUCAACCCGAUUCAAUUACAGAUGGACACCCUCCUUGGUCACAAAAACUCAGAUCCAAAUAGCCCCUGGCAACCAGUCCAUGGCACAGUUCGAUAACGAGUAUACCGGAAGUGAUUUCACCGCCUCGCUCAAGACUUUGAACCCAUCCAUAAUUGAUGGUGGCCUUACGGGAAUUUUCAUUGGCAGCUACCUGCAAGCUAUCACCCCGAGCCUUGCGCUUGGGCUCGAAGCAAUCUGGCAACGUACCGCACUCAACCAAGGCCCCGACACCGCUCUGUCAUACUGCGCCAAGUACAAGGGAAGCGAUUGGGUUGCCAGUGCCCAGUUGGCGGCUGGAGGAGCAAUCAACACAUCAUACUGGCGGAGAUUGACGGACAAGGUGGAGGCUGGUGUUGAUUUAAAUCUGCAGUUUGCAGGUUUGUCAGGAGCUGGAAUGAUGGGAGGCGGUGGAGGAAAGGAAGGUGUGACAACAAUCGGGGCUAAGUAUGAUUUCAGAAUGUCGACUUUCAGAGCGCAGGUGGAUUCAACAGGGAAAUUGAGCUGUCUGUUGGAGAAGCGAGUUGCCCCUAUGGUCCAGCUGACCUUUGCUUCUGAGAUGGAUCAUGUCAACCAAUCCGCAAAAAUUGGCCUUGCGGUCUCCAUCGAAGCUGGAGGCGAAGAGCUUCAAGAACAAACAGGGGCUCCAGCUCAAAUUCCCUUCUAA
Messenger RNA from Venustampulla echinocandica, 1062 nucleotides. RefSeq lists its product as uncharacterized. The record is from RefSeq and is a predicted model, not a curated record. The transcript has 3 exons. Gene Ontology annotation, biological process: protein import into mitochondrial matrix. Gene Ontology annotation, molecular function: transmembrane protein transporter activity. Gene Ontology annotation, cellular component: mitochondrial outer membrane translocase complex; mitochondrial outer membrane. The coding region runs from base 1 to 1062 and encodes 353 amino acids. Lineage: Eukaryota; Fungi; Ascomycota; Leotiomycetes; Helotiales; Pleuroascaceae.